Molecule: messenger RNA, 2664 nt
Organism: Fusarium sp. VM40
Lineage: Eukaryota; Fungi; Ascomycota; Sordariomycetes; Hypocreales; Nectriaceae
Source: the annotation of a GenBank genome assembly
AUGAAGGCCAACUUUGCCCUUCUGGCCCUUACUGCCAGCCUUGGCGAGGUCUCCGCUCACUGGGGUAACUGGAAGGAUGCUCCCAAGUACACUCCUCCCCAGGCUAUCGACAACAAGUGUGAGGAGCACCAGAAGAAGGGUUGGAAGUGGGACGACCUCCAGGUCGGUCAGUUCGAGAAGUACAACGACUGGGAUUUCAAGGGCUGGACCUGUGGAACCGACAAGUCGAAGCGUGAUCUCACUGGCCGACACUUUGGUAAGACCAUCUUCGGAGAGUGUGGCUCUACCCGCGAGCAGGCUCCCUCUUUCGGAUGCGGCGCUGGCAGCAAGGAGAAGCAAUUCUCUCUCCACAAGUUCCACGUGAAGCCCGAGUUUGACUGCCGUCUCGAGUUCCACUACGAUAUGCCCGACGGCUCCACCUGUAAGCACCAGGCCGACUGUUCCAAGGACGGUACCGAUGUCUACAACACCCAGUGUGGUGGUGCCAAGAAGGUUCACUUCGUCUACCCUCAGCAGCCCAACAAGCCCAAGGACAAGUGUAAGAUUGAGGUUCCUGAGGUUGACUUCAACUGUGACAAGCCCCAGCCUCCUAAGUCUUCUCCCCCUUACACCGUCCCCUCCGGUGAGCAGACUACCUCUGCUCCCUCUGCUGGCGAGACCGAGUCUGUCCCUUACGGUGACAACACCGAGACCGUUCCCGCUGGUGAGAACACUGAGACUGUCCCUGCUGGCGAUCUGACCACCUCUGGAUCUUCUCCUGCUGAGACCACCUCUGCUCCCUCUGCUGGCGAGACUGAGACUCUCCCCGUCGGUGAGAACACUGAGACUGCCCCUGCUGGUGACAACACCGAGACCGUUCCUUACGGCGAGAACACCAAGACUGUCCCUGCCGGUGAGGAGACCAAGACUGUCCCCGCUACUGGCGAGACCACCGCUCCUUCUUCCGGUGAGACUACCUCUGCUCCUUCUGCUGGUGAGACCGAGAGCGUCCCCGCUGGCGAGAACACCGAGACUGCCCCUGCCGGCGACAACACUGAGACUCUUCCCGCUGGUGAGACUGAGACUGUCCCCGCCGGUGACAAGACCACCUCCGGAUCUUCUCCCGCCCAGACCACCUCAGCUCCCUCUGCCGGUGAGACCGAGACUCUCCCUGCUGGUGAGAACACCAAGACCGUUCCCGCCGGUGAGAACACUGAGACUCUUCCCGCUGGUGAGACCGAGACCGUCCCCGCUGGCGAGAACACCAAGACUGUCCCUGCCGGUGAGGAGACCAAGACUGUCCCCGCUGCUGGCGAGACCACCGCUCCUUCUUCCGGUGAGACUACCUCUGCUCCUUCUGCUGGUGAGACCGAGAGCGUCCCUGCUGGCGACAACACCAAGACCGUCCCCGCCGGUGAGAACACUGAGACCGUCCCUGCUCCUGAGGAGACCUCCGUCAUCACCACUGUCUACGACAGCACCUCCACCGUCUACACCACCGACAUUAAGACCAUCACCUCUUGCGGCCCUGAGGUUACCAACUGCCCUGUCACCGCCGGCACCCCCGUCGUUGUUACCGAGACUGUUGCUAUCUCUACCACCAUCUGCCCCGUCACUGAGACCCUUACCGGUUCCAAGCCCGGCCAGACCAAGCCUGUUGAGGGUGGUGACAAGCCCGGUUACACCAAGCCCGCUGGUGACAAGCCUGGCAAGACCACUGAGGGUUCUUCUCCCCACGCUACCUCCGAGGUUCCUGUCGAGGAGGAGACCACCAUCGUCACCAGCUACGACAGCAUCUCUACCGUCUACGCUACUGAGGUCAAGACCAUCACCUCUUGCGGCCCUGAGGUCACCAACUGCCCCGCCAAGUCUGGUACUCCCGCUGUUGUCACCGAGACCGUUGCUAAGACCACCGCCUACCCCGUCGUUGAGACCAUCACCCACAAGUCCCCCAAGCCCGUCCAGACUGGCUCUGAUGAGAAGCCCGAGACUCCUAAGGCUCCUGAGGAUGGUUACAACGUUCCCGAUGUUGUCCCCAGCUGCUUGAACACCUUCCUUGAGUACGUGGAUGACUGUGAGGACAACACUGACGCUGCCUGCUACUGCCCUUCCAAGGACUUCGUCGACAACGUCUUCCAGUGCCUUUACGCCCACGCCAAGGACGACGACACCAUCGCUGAGGCCGUCUCCUUCUUCCAGGGUAUCUGCGCUCCUUACGUCAACAAGAACCCCGGUAUUGCCACUGGUGCCGACUCCGUCACUGAGCACAUCACCGUCACCGGUACCACCAUCAUCACCUCUGCUCACUACACCACUGUUGUUGUUGCUACCACCAUCACUGAGCCUUGUGUCACUGAUGGCACCACUGUUGAGGGAUCUUCCACCGUCAAGACCAUUGAGACCGAGAUCGUUGUCCCCGAGGUUGGCUUCACUUCCGGCCCUGCUGGCAACGGCCCUAUCCCCGCCCAGACCCCCGCCACUGCUCCCGCUGUCGGCACUGAGGCCCCUGCCGCUCCCGGCUACGCUCCUCCCGCUGGUGAGACCCUCAUCACUGGCAAGCCCGUUGUCGGUACCGGUGGUGUUCCCGUCCCUACCGCCACCCCUGGUGUUCCCGUGACUGCUGGUGCCGCUCGCAACGGCAUGGGCAUCGCCGCCGCCAUCCUGGCUGUCGCCAUUGCCCUGUAA